This is a messenger RNA of Sphaeroforma arctica JP610, 256 nucleotides long. RefSeq lists its product as hypothetical. The transcript has 3 exons. Lineage: Eukaryota; Ichthyosporea; Ichthyophonida. Gene Ontology annotation, molecular function: 5'-3' DNA helicase activity; single-stranded DNA binding. The record is from RefSeq and is a predicted model, not a curated record. The annotation marks the transcript as partial.
AUGGUAUUCUCCGUGUUUGAGAAUGUGACGCCCAUUACAAAUGAACUGAUCGUCACCAUGAGUCAGAUGAGAGACGACAUCUUCCGCAACCUCACCAACCCACAAGCCACUGCCGGUACCAUGUGCACUAUUCUACCACGCUACAACACAAUUAUUAAAGGCCACAGACGAGGUGAGUUGACGGUACUGACCGGCCCAACUGGUUCAGGAAAGACGUCACUGCUGAGUGCUCUGUCGCUGGAUUACUGCCAACAAG